AUGAGCACUGGCCCCUUUAUAGCCCCAACACGAGUUGGGAACUCCAUAAUCUGCUCCCAAAACAUCCCUGCAGACUCAUAUACAGAGAUAUAUUCUUUUGGAAGCGACUCAAACCACUUUUCUAAUCUUGCAUAUCUAAGCACCAAGCACCUGUGCUUUGCGAGUGCUAGUGCUCUACAUAUUAUCGACUCGGCGACAGGUACAAAGACCACUAUCCCUUCAUUCACAAUGGGUGGCGUUACGUGUGUAGCAACAACUGGGGACGGCAGCCACCUUGCAGUUGGCCUGGCUAGCGAGGGCAUAGGCGCUAGAGUGCUUAUCUUCAGCAUCGCUAUCGACCGGCCCGAAGGCCCUGCCCGUCCUAUUGAAGACCCUCAGCUUUUGGAGCAUGUUGAAACGACAGUAAAGGGUACGAGUGUGGACCAGAGCCAGACUGAUGCAGCAGAUGAAGAACCACUUCUACCGCCCAUCGAGGUGAAUAACAAGCUCUUCCUGGUCCACAAAGUCACUCUUUCCAAUAUAGGAAGGCUAGGAAUAGAGUCCCUGGCCUUCAAUCAUGAUUCGACUCUCUUGGCUGCGGUGUCCUGUGGGCCAGACUAUCUGCUGUCGGUUCUCAACUGGGCUCAGCGGCGUCUCCUCCUCAAGGCCCCGGCGUUUACCAGCCCUGUUUACAGAGUGAGCUUCUGCAAGUAUACAACUGAUAGAUUGAUAACGGGUGGGCGCACACAUUUGAAGUUUUGGAAGAUGGCUCAGACGUUUACAGGAGUUAAGUUGCAAGGCGAGUUGGCCAAGUUUGGUAUACUGGACUCUUCUGACUGCACGGCGUUUAUAGAGCUUCCUUCAGGGAAUAUCCUUUCUGGGUGUGGCACAGGCGAAAUUGUUCUUUGGGAUUCUAGCACGGUUCGGUUAGUCUUUCAACGGCCUGGGGGGAAGAAGUGCCACGAGGGAAGAAUAGAGUAUAUGAGCUGCGAUCUGGACGGAUUGUUUACGCGUGGGGCCGUUUCUGCCAAGCGAGAUGAUGACACUGUCCUUGGUCAACCACUGACAACCCACCCUCCGACUCUGCUUUACCACACACUCCUGCAGCGAGGGGUACCACCGUUAAGCGACAAUUGGUCUCCUCGAGUAUCAGAAGCAAAUAACUCAUUGGUGCAAGGCCCAUUCACAACUGCGGGCGAGCAACAAGAGGCAAAUUUGAAUGCAGGGGCGUCUGCAACCCCCCGAAAGCCUGACUCGGAUGAAGAUAGUCCACUAACACUUCUUCCUGUGGUUGUCACGGCUGGAUCUGACGGAUACAUAAGACUCUGGUCAGGUCAUCAGCUUCUCCAAGCACAAUUUGUGGACAACAACGAUUCGGUAUUCUUCGAAAUCACUCCGGUAGAGGAGAUUUACAUAGGCCAUGGGGCUUGUAUAAGGAAUAUGGUCCUUUCUUCUGAUUCUACCUCGAUGGCUAUGCAGGACGCGGGAAUCGGAGGGAUAACUCUUAUGGAUAUAGCAUCUCGGAGCAUCAGACGUAUUUGCUAUAGUCAUGGAGGGCCUGUUCGGAGCAUUGCCUGUGUUAAUAGCAGCUCCUCGCUCCUUUUAUCUGGCAUAAACAACGACAUCAAUAAUCUGAACAUCCGCUCUCCGCUUGUGGCUACUGUCGGGGACUCUGGCGUUAUAUUUAUGCACGACUUGGCUUCGCGGAGAAUUGUUUCGGCAAAAAGAUCAGCUUCGGGAAAGGGUACUAAAGUAUUGUUCAUUCAUAACGGAGUGUGUUUGGUUGCUGGAUACUCCGAUGGUUCUGUUAGGUUCUUCUCUGUUUACUAUGAUGCCCAGGAUUAUUCCGGAAAGGACUCUGUCUCUGAGGAGGUUCCGGCAGGUAUACUUGAUGCUAAUGACUGUCUCUUUCUAAUUGCAGCGUACAAGUGCUUUUCGGAUGCCGUUGUGGAUAUAACUUGCUCUCAAGAAGGUGUGGUCGCUGUGCUAAGCGCUUCCGGCCAUCUGUUUUUGAUCCAGACAACCCUCUCAUUGAUCAGACGUGGCUUAAGAAACGACGUCGCCCUUGCACAAACUGGUCAGGAACACAUGUCAUCCCUCGCAAAGGGCCUUCUUAACGUGCGUGAUGCUGCGGAGGAUGAGUCGCAAAAGAAGGCAUUUGAAUUGGCAGUAAUGGCUUCUAAUGGUAUCUUUGGAAUGACUGGGAAGGACAUUCUACCACUUGGAGAGUUUGAUGUAUACUACGCUAUCUUUAAAGAGUCGCCCGAUAAACUCUCACAGCGGCUAGGCCAUCUCUUCUACCUAGAACCCAAUGUAUUGGCCAUGGCCGUACUGAACUGCACCUCUCCAGAAGACAGGCUUGUGGCGAUCACCCUUCCGCCAGCAAAUGAUCUAAUACAGUACAGGCUCAAAUCAGGAUCUAGUAUGACAGACAGCCUAUCUUCCACCACCAUGAAUUUAUCAGCUCCGAGCACAGAACCUAACUUACCAGGAGAACCAUCUUCAGUGUCAUAUAAUUUAAUGCAUAUGUUUAAUUCUGUUCCGUACUUCUUGUCAAUAGCAAUCCCCGUAACCCCCCUACCGGGGACCUGUGAAGGGACGAUCGCCAAAGUAGAGCAGGCAGUCGUGCAGCGGAAAAUCAGCGCGAUGCUCCCUAGUCGUGGGGCCAUGGAGUCGGCAAUGGACGCCCUACUGGCCAUGGAAAUAACGGAAGAAAAACAAGAGGAGGAGUCGACAGAGUCUGAAGAAGAAUACGAUGAGGAUGGGAACAAGAUAGAGGGAAAAAAGAAGAAGAAGCUCAACCCCAAUGACCCUCUUUAUGAAGACAUGAAUCAGCCCCAGAAAUUUGACUUUGUUCAGUUCAGCCUUGUUAACGGGACAGGGCUUGUUAGAUCCAAAGACCUUGCUGGACAGACUCAUAUCAGUGAUGUGUCAGAUAUAGCUACGCCUGGAAAGCUAGCCAUCCUUGUCAAGAUUUUUAUUGAUGAGGAAAUCCGGAAUAGGGCUGACUCGGCGAUGGCGAGCGUUCGAGCCCGUGCUGAGGCAAGUGGCGCCACUGCAUCCAACAUCGCUGCAGGAGACCCCGCUCUCUUCUGUGCUGCCUUAGCCGUUGCCGAAGCUCGUGCAGCAUAUAGGAGCAGCUUAAUAUACCUAUUUGAUUAUGCAGUCAUCAAGAAAUCCUUUUUCUCGCUUAUUAAUGCCAAUUCCAUCGGGUCACGGAGCCUCCUCAUGAAUUCGGGGCUUACGCCGGCAGCAGAUGACAACAGAGAAGAGUCAAGCAAAGAGUCAUCAAAGAAGAUCUUUAUACGGCCAGAAGUAAUCUCCCCGGCGGCUCAUCGGGGACCCCUCAUGGAUGCGCCUGCUCUCAAGGAGGCAGAGCUGGAUGAUGUGGAGUUUGAACCUCAGAAUAAUAAGUCUAUUAGCCUGUUGAUGCGAACCCCUAUCAUGUCAUUUCCUGCUAUGCUUCAGCCCCUCAGGGACUGUGUCAUGGAGGACGCACUGAAUAAGGAGCUGCUGUCUGCCGAACGCUCUGGUCCGGCCGGAAAGGUUUUUGGUACUCUCUUUACUAUCCAGGCUGGUGGCUCUGUGACCAUCGAACCAUACAGAACUGAAGACGAAUUUGCAUCGCUCACUCAGAAUGUUUUAAAAGGAGAAGCGUCAAACCUAAAUCCCCUCGUUGCCAUGCAGCUUUUAGAGCAGAAGUCUGAGUGGUGGACUGCGUACUGUGCUCAGGCAGUUCCAGCUAACGGCCUAUGCUACAUGAACGUGGGAUUUGGCGGGCAUGUCUGCGUCAUCGGAGACAGAUCUGGAAACAUACUCGUGUAUGGAACUCAUGAAGUGAAGGUUCUCUUAGCUAGACUCCAAGCAGCAUACUUAUCAGCAAAUAACAUACAGACCUUUGAUAACGGCCUUUGUACGCGCUAUGUGCGAGAUAAUAUUUACUCCACUGGGAUUAAAGGGUUCAAGCCGUCUGUCUCUCUUGUUUUCCAUGAAAAGGUCUUCUCCCUAAUUUCAAAGGCUGUUUUCAAAGAAAAGGGGGCAGACAUCUUAAAACAGCAGCCAGACACUAUCCCCCUUGAGGGCGAUGAUUUAGAUCAGCAGGCCGUUGUCCAUGACUAUACCACUGCAGAAGAGCAGACCGAGGUAGAAGGAGCGAGCAAAUUUUUGACCCUAGAGCAGGCCAGGCUGUCAGAACUGGAUUCAGCGGCAAAUAAGCUUGGGCAGGAUGGAAAGCAUGCUGUUCUAUUAAAAAUACAAGGUCUCAGAGCCCUCUAUGACACCUUGGUCAAGGAGAAUGCGUCACUACCUUUAGAGAAACGUCUCUAUCCACAUGAGAUCUCACCAGAUCUACUAUUAGCUCAUGAUUGGGUUGGCAGAGAAGAGCGCAGGGCCCAUACAAUUAUAUAUGACGAACUAGGAGAUAUUCUUCGGGGUGUUACUGCGAAGAUUCAGAGCGUCCUCGCCAAUUUUCCUGUGACGGAGUUUACCUACACCGUACGUGCCUUUGCAAAUCCUGCCUUUCAAGUUACCACAUUCAAGUUGUAUCCGUUUAGUGAGAAGUUCGAAAGCGCACUUUGUGAGGCUCUGGGCAUAGAAUCUCUUGAUGAGCUAGACCAGAUUGCUUAUGACCAUCGUAGUGAUUCAGAGGUUGCAAACAACUUAACUACAACAUCUACUAUGAGGGCUGACGCUAACAUAAUGAAUCCUAAUGAUACUAUGGAAACUAGUGAUGUCAGUGACCACUCCAUCAUAGAUAAUGAUCAGCGCGGGUCUCUCAACCAAACGUCAGUUAGUAGGCUGGGUGCAGUGACCCUCACUUCCUUGAGCACCACCAAAAAGUCUUUAGCAGAGUCUAACACUAGUGCGACUAAGAGCGCUCUUGCUCCCUUAAGAUCGUCGAGGACCACGGGUGGUAGUAGGCUUGGUUCAGUGGCGGGCACCCGGACCAUUAAAGCUAUUGACAAGAUCAUUGCACAGACCCUUUCAAAUAAGUUGGGUGAGGCAACAAUCAAGCAAGAUGAGCUUGAGGACACCAUUUCUGACGCCCAAAUAAAGCAGCAACGAGUUUUGCAGCGGGUAGAAGCACGGCAGAAGCGAAAAGAGGAGCUCCGCGCCCUUUUAGCCGAGAAGCCCGAUCCCAGUAAGAUUUCCCCAGAGGACGAAAAAGCAUAUGAUUUCAGCCUCGAAACAUUCGGGCAAUUCCCACUUAAAACUACGGAGGACUAUGUCUUCAAGGUUGGACAAUUAGCGCAGCAACACGAAGACGCGACCGGAGCAGGUAAGAAUGUGCCUCCCGUGAACGUCUAUGAAAAUAAAGAGGGUCGCUGGCUACAGUUCCUGCUAGCUAUAAAGGGUCUUCAUGACGCGCAAAAAGAUUUUAACGAACGUGUGGCCGUUCUGUUUGCCUGCAAGCAGGCUGUGGUCGAAUGCGUCAACACGCUUAAGAAAGAGGCUCUUCGAAUCACUGCUUCAAUAAAGCACAUGGCCGGCCACCUAAUAGCGGCAGACAUAGACGCAAGACUGGCCAAGUACGAGUUUAGCGCCGACCCUGACAAGCUUUUGAGCAUGAUAUCCAUUCAUCCUGAUGAAAUAGCACACAUUCGACGCAUGGAGGUGCACGAUAGAUAUAUUCGUAACUGGGCUUCCAGCAAGCUGGCAGACACACCACUAGACCAGAUUGACAAUACGACUCUCUGUCUUCAGCUACAGUCGUGUUAUUCUCACGCCCCAGGGGAGUUCUUCAACGAAAGUGAUCCUGCUGGUAGUGAUCCGCUAGCGCUACAAUAUCUGGAGUUUUGUGUCUCUAAUAAGAUUAUUUCUAGCGACGAAGCUGAUCGACUACAGAAGCUUCUGGAUGUUCCGCCAACUGGUAUCCAAAGUGCCGUGCAGGAAAUUGUUUUAUCAUCCAGCGAGGCCUUGGGUGGGCUUAGAUAUGGUACGCUUCCGAAACUGAACUACCCCUUAAGUAAUGACGCUAACGACUCAAAUGACGAGUCAAGCAGUGAGUCUGACAAGGUUAACGAGGAUGAAGAGAAUGAGGAUGAGGACGAGCUGGUUAAUAUGUGUCGACCCUAUAUUAACACAGCCAUAUUCAUGGGCGUUCAGGGGCUCGACUCUUCUGUCAACAAGUCUUCCUCUAUCCUCGCAAUCAAUGACUUAAAAGACCCUGAUACUAACGCUAACGCACAGCACUUCCCGGUUGGGAGUGUACCACAUGGUGCAAGAGCUAAAAAGCAUCCUCUAGCCAAAGACGUACUCCUUUAUUCUGGAUAUCAAAUUCAAGAAGCUACUUGUGUUCGCCCCACUGCAGCGUUAGCGGCACAAAACGCUCAGCAUGCGCCAUCUCUAUAUAACAGACACGAUACAUACGAUAUCACCUCGACUCUGGCUCAGCAUAACAACCUGCAAAUGAAUGUCUUCCAGGGGACGCAAAGUUAUGACUCCACCAAGGCCAUCUCUGUGUUCAGCAAGAUGCAGGUUAGUCAGGACUACGCUCAGAAAGCUCACUACUGGAUUUCGCUUGCUCUGUAUUGUAGAAGCCAAAUCCUGAAUAAGAUGCUAUCCUUGGCAACUGCGUUUGAUAAUGCUGUUCGAGAGCUUCAGUACUCAAGCGUUCAACUAAAAAUGGACUUUGCUCGUAUGCGCAUUCGCAUCAUAAGCCUGUUCCAGCAAACAGAAAUCCAUCAUCUCUAUAUUACUAGGGAUGCUAAAUCCAUGGAACACCUCGAGAACUGCAAAAAUGAGCACCGACAAAUAACCAUACAAUUGGAGCAUCUCCGGAAGCAGAUCUCCCAAAAGACUGAGGAGGCGAUGGCCGUCGGGACUAACCUCCAAAAGCUUCUUCGUGAAUUCAACAAUUCUAUUAGCACUGAUGCUCCAUUCAGAACGAAGUUGAUCAAAAUCUAUAACAAAAAGUACAGGGCCCCCAAGCCUAUCAAGCCGCAGGCAGACGCCGAGCCAGCUGGCCUCGAGGCAACGCUAGUCGGAGGCGGAGCGACCAAGAAGGCUCUCGGGUCAACAAACCCAGACGAUUAUAUGGACGAAUCGGAUGAGUCGUCGGAGCUUUCUAAUCUUUCUGAGGGAGGGGUCGAGGAUGAUGAUGAGCCUGUAGAUGAAACAGUUGCCCCGGAGGGCGUUAGCAACGAGCUCUUUAAUUUCGUUCUCAAUUUGCGAUCAAAGAAGCGAGACUAUGACGCACAGUUGGCAGCUAUCCACCAAGAGGCAGAUCAACUGAAGCAGCAGUAUUUAGUCCUUCAGAAAAGGGAAAAGGCAGCAGUCUCUGCCACGGAUGCAGCAAACAGAGAGCUAACACAGUUCCGCGCUGGCAAACAGAAGGAGCUGAACAGCGUGCAGACGGCGGCACUCGUUACUAUGGGCCAGUAUGCAUACAUGAGCGAGGAUGAUACUAUUAUUGAAGAUCUUAGUAACGCUCUUCUCUUUGACGCAAAGGAAAUACAGAACCUCAAAGCUAGAAUAGAUCUCAGGAAGAAGCAGCUGCGACACUUUGCACAGAUUGGAGAGUCUCUCAAAGACACGCACUACGAGCUGCUGCAGAAGGAAAAGCAAGCACAAAAAGACUACAAAAUCUAUAGUGAAAAGCUUGAAGCGGUCCAGAUGCUCAAAUUCGGCCAGCUGAUUGACAUAGCCAAGUUAGACAGCGCGUGCAUAAACGAACAAGCAGAAGAGCUUACCAGAAUUCUGAAUCAGGAAGAAUUAGAGUUCAAGCAAGAUCAGCUCUACAAAGAGACGAUUCUGGAGCGUGGCCGCGAUCAGCUGAAAUAUGCUCUUGACAAGAACACAGAGCUGGUGCUUGAGCUAGCAAGAUUAGAAAGAGAAAGUUUAGAACUUGACAGGGCGAUUCUUGAUAGGCAACGAAAGGCUCCCAAGGCAUGGUGCAGCGAUAACAAACAGGAGCUUGUACGGCAGGAGUACAACAGUCUGAAGCAGGAGAUCAUAAAUCGUGAGAGGGAGCUGCGCACUCUCGUGGAUGAGAUUGCAAUUCUCAAAAACCACGGCUCUUAA
This is a messenger RNA of Giardia duodenalis, 8001 nucleotides long. RefSeq names its product Coiled-coil protein. Gene Ontology annotation, molecular function: protein binding. The transcript has a single exon. Lineage: Eukaryota; Fornicata; Diplomonadida; Hexamitidae. Bases 1 to 8001 code for a protein of 2666 amino acids. The record is from RefSeq and is a predicted model, not a curated record.